Molecule: messenger RNA, 968 nt
Organism: Coregonus sp. 'balchen'
Lineage: Eukaryota; Metazoa; Chordata; Actinopteri; Salmoniformes; Salmonidae
Source: the annotation of a GenBank genome assembly
AUGUCACCUCCUCAGCCUGGUGUCCAUGUCGCUGUGACAGUUCGCAAAACCAACAGCGCAUCUACAUUGUGCCAGAGGUUAGCAGGUAGCUUAGUGGUUAAUAGCGUUGUGCCAGUAACCGAAAGGUCGCUGGUUCUAAUCCCUGAGCCGACUAGGUGACAAAUCUGUCGAUGUUGCCCUUGAGCAAGGCACUUAACCCUAAUUGCUCCUGUAAGUCGCUCUGGAUAAGAGCGUCUGCUAAAUGACUAAAAUGUUAACCACAUGUGGACCUCUUUACACGGAUUCUGGCUACAAAUUGGUGACGGUCCACUGAUCGUAUCUGGAGACGCACGGUGUGAUUCGCCAGGCCAUGGUGCCUCCUUUGACACUUACACCGACCUGGACUCUGCUUCCCACCUGAUCCUCGCCCAGGAGACUGGGCAUGUGACCGAAGUGAAGAACAGCUACUGGUUGGAGACGGAGGGAUUAGAGAGACGCCUGCAACACGUUGAGGUAAGCUAUAGCCUAACCUAUAUUUUCUAGCUCGCCUAAGGGUUGUAAGUGGAUGUAUGAAGAGGACAUGGUUACCUUUUUAGGAUAAUAAUAUAAUCAUUAUUACUAACAGGACCAUGGAUGCAGUAUUGAAACCCUGGCCACUGACAGGCAUCCAAGUGUGAGGCUGUACUUUAGGGACUCACAUGCUGAUAUCUGGCAUGAGAAUGACCUGUGGCACAUUGCCAAAGGUGUGAGGAAACAGCUGGUGGCCAUCGGGAAGCCAGUGGUACUGUCAUACAUGUCAUAUAUAUUAUAGUAAAAUCACAACUAUGAUUUGUGUAACUUCUAUCUGGCUCUAAGGACCAUCCCAGCGGACUCCGCUGAGCGCCGAAAGAGAGACAGUGGCAGUCACUUUGGGGGAACGGGCUGGUGUUCCGAAAAUGGAGAAAGAGCAGGCCAUUCAACAGCGAAUUCAAAGAUACACACGUCCAUAA